AUGCUCUCAAAGCUCGCAAAGAAGAACAACUCAAAAAUUUUGAAGAAUAUCCUCAAUCAUCGUGGAUUCGCUACAACAUCAGCUAAUCGUGAGUCUGCUGCUUUGGACCAAUCUUCAGUUCAACCAUCAUAUAAUUUACCAUAUGAAUUGACAAAGGCUCCAGCUUCACGUGUUACUGUUCUUAACAAUGGUUUCAGAGUUGUAACUGAACCAAAAGUUGGUGAAACCUCUGCUGUUGGUGUUUUCAUCGGUGCUGGUUCUAGACAAGAAAAUGUUUUCAACAAUGGUGUUGCUCACUUUUUGGAACAUAUGUACUUCAAGGGUACCAACAAGAGAUCUAAAGUUGCUAUUGAAGCUGAACAUGAAAGAACAGGUUCUCUCUUGAACGCUCAUACAUCUCGUGAAUAUACUGCUUUUACUAUACAAUGUUUGAAGAAUAACGUUGAUAGAAGUGUAAAUUCAUUGUCCGAAAUUUUGCUUGAUAGCAGAUUGGAUGAAAAGGAUAUUAAUGAAGAAAGAGGUGUUAUUUUGCUUGAAUCUGAGGAUGUCAGCCAAAGUGUUGAAGAAUGUGUUUAUGAUGAAUUACAUAGAACCGCUUUCCCUGAUUCAGGACUUGGAUUGAGCAUUCUUGGUCCUGUUGAAAACAUUAAGAAACUUUCUCGUCAACAAAUGAUUCAAUAUCAAAAGGAUUUCUAUACAGCUGAAAGAAUGGUUUUGGUUGGUACUGGUAAUGUUGAUCAUGAAGCUCUUGUUAAACUUGCCGAACAAAACUUUGGUCAUUUACAAAGUGCUACUAAGACUCCACGUCCACUCGCUGAAUACCAAACUACUCCAGAAUAUAUUGGUUCAGAUGUUAGAGUUGACACUGAAGAUGUUAACGGUUUGCAUGGUGCUAUUGCUUUCCAAGGUCCAGGUCUCUCCUCUGGUGACAUGGUUGUUAUUAACUUGAUUCAAUUCCUCUUGGGUGCUUUCGAUGUUUCUCAAGGUACUCCAGGUAAAUAUGCUGCUUCCAAUAUGGCUCAAUACAUCGGAGAACAAGGAUGGGCUCAACAAGUUCUUCCAUUCCUCCACGGAUACUCUGAUACAUCAUUGUUCGGUGUUAAAUUCGUCAGUGAUGGUGGUGAAGAUACUGAUUAUUUGAUGGUUGAAAUUAUUAGACAAAUGACUCGUCUCUGUUAUAAGGUUACUAAUGCUGAAUUGGAACGUGCUAAGAAUUUGCUCAAACUCUCUGUUUUAUCUCAAUAUGAUGGAAAUUUGAAGAAUGUUUUGGAAGAAGUGGGUAGACAAACCCUCUUGUUCAACAGAAGACCAUCUGCUGCCGAAAUGUUCGCUAGAAUUGAUUCCAUCACUGUUGAUGAUGUUAAGCGUGUUGCCAAUACAUACAUCUAUGAUAAGGAACCAGUUCUUGUUGGUGUUGGUUACACUAAGGAAUUCAUUGAUUACUCAUGGGCUCGUUUGUUCACUUCUAGCAUUCGUUUGUAAAUUUAUAGUUAGUUGAGAGAUUUAUUUCAAACAACUCUGAACCAUGUCCUUUUAGUUUUCAAUAGUACCUCUCUAAGGGAUACACUCUAAUUAUUAGUGCCUUAUCAAAGGGAAAUAAAAAGUCACAAUUUAAAUUCU
Naegleria gruberi is the source of this 1620-nucleotide messenger RNA. RefSeq lists its product as uncharacterized. The transcript has a single exon. Lineage: Eukaryota; Heterolobosea; Eutetramitea; Acrasida; Naegleriidae. The record is from RefSeq and is a predicted model, not a curated record. Gene Ontology annotation, biological process: proteolysis. Gene Ontology annotation, molecular function: metal ion binding; metalloendopeptidase activity. Gene Ontology annotation, cellular component: mitochondrion. The coding region runs from base 1 to 1482 and encodes 493 amino acids.